CUUCGCUUCUCUCCCUUCAUUCUUUCCUUCCUUCCUUCCUUCAUUCCUUCCUUCCUUCAUUCCUUCCUUCCUUCAUUCCUUCCUCUUCCGUUCUCCCGUCACUAUCGGCUGUGUCAUUGUUGGAUCUUCACAUAUCCUCCAUUCCUUACCUAGAUCCUUAUCCUCUCUUCCUUCUCUGUCUCGAUUAUGUGUAACCCUUAUUUCAUUUAACGCAUUUAUAUUUAACGUCCAUUCCAAUUCAUUCCAUUUCAUUGCAUUUCAUUGUAUUGCAUUCCAUUUCAUUCCAUUCUUUUUUCUUUUAUUAAAUACAUGGCAGGGGCCGUUGCAAGAGCCUUAAGGCUCGAUCAAUUCGAACCCGAUAGGAUUGUGACCUCUAACCUGGUCCGUCCAUUGACUCUUGCUAUCUUGCGAGGCAUCUUUACGCUCUACAAUUUGAUCGUGAUCAUCACUGUUUGGGCUACAUCCAAAUCUGCGGUCAAAUACCUGAUGUACUUCACUAACCUGUCCUAUUUUGGACUCACAGCCUACCUAGUUAGCACCACUUUAUGGUCAUUUGGAUACUUGAGGCGACCAGUUCAUGAGCGCGCGCAGUGGCUCAAGAGUGGAUCACCAUGGUGGGGCUGGACCCAUUGGUUGUUAUACGCCACUGUUGUCACUUUCCACAUCAUCGUCCCCAUUGUCUUUUGGACAAUGCUCAACAAAUCAAAUGAAGACCUAGAAAACAUGUCGACGCUUCAUUCAUGGACGAAUGCUUCUGUUCACGCCGUUGAUGGCGCCUCUGCGAUCUUUGAACUUGUAUUCAACCGUCAUUUCCUGAAACCCAUGCAUUCGCUUUUCGUUGCAGGUAUCAUGAUUCUUUACAUGCUCUUGACGUUUGUUGUGCAUGCGACAGAAGGAAUAUGGGUCUAUCCAUUCUUAGAUUGGGACCAAGGCCCCAUUGCUGCAGCAUACUAUCUGGGCGUUGCCGUAGCUCUAUUUAUCAUCUAUUUCGUCCUGUUGGUCUUGCAUAACUACCGGAACAAGUGCUUGGCAGGACGAUGUGCCAAAGUCAAUCAUGAUCAACCAUUGGAGUCACUUCACAACCAACAACAUCAACAGCAUGAUGAGGAGAAGGGAGGGUCUUAAAUGGGGUUUCGAUAUGUUAAAUGCAUUAAUGGAUUAAACAAGUAAAAG
Molecule: messenger RNA, 1173 nt
Organism: Lobosporangium transversale
Lineage: Eukaryota; Fungi; Mortierellomycota; Mortierellomycetes; Mortierellales; Mortierellaceae
Exons: 2
Coding region: 310-1125 (271 amino acids)
Cellular component (GO): membrane
Source: RefSeq, a predicted model, not a curated record